GAGACUCUGCAGUGUCUUGGCAGCUGCAUUAGUGCAUCUCCCACCGUCCGCGAUGCCUUCACGGCCAAUGCCUGCCUCCUCCGCGUCCACUUGACGAGAGAAACCGAGAUGAAGUCGUCGGGAAACUGAGCCGGACGUUCACACAUUGCUCACUGUAUGCCCCGGAGACAGUCCGGAGCGCUUCAUUCACGCACCGAGAGCCCGUGACGAGAAUUUUUAAUGGAAAAUGGCGAUAGGCGAAAGGUCUUGCAGCAUCGUCUGCUUGCUAUCUAUCCAGAUUAUCUUCAUUUUCAGCGCAUCGUGGCCUGGAGCGCAGGGUCUCUUCCCCCAGCAAUACACGAUGAUGCACUGGGCCAGGCGUAUCGAGCAGGAGAUUGACAGAGUCUUUCAGCACAUCACUGGAGCUCAGCAGUUGAAAGGGAUAUACAAUGAAGAAAGGCGUCGGUUUAGUCUGGUGAAGAAUCAGCCUCGGAAGAUUGUUGAAAAAGUGGCCUCGGAUAUUGAGAAACUUCUGGCUAAAAAGCGCAAAGCACUUGAUAGGUUAGCCAGUGAAGCAGAGCGGCUCCAGCGGGAGCAUCUGUGGCAGGAUGAAAUCAAGGAGCUGGACAUGGCUUAUUAUGAUUCCAAGGCAGAGCUGGAUUAUUAUUCCAUGGAUGGAGAAGGAGAGGUGGAAAAUCCCUCUCACAUCAAGCUGGAGUUUGUGUAUGACCCAAACUUCAAGAAUAAUGUCAACUAUUCCUACACAGCUGUUCAGAUUCCCACAGAUAUUUAUAAAGGAGCUCCCGUCAUUCUAAACGAACUGAACUGGACGCAAGCGUUGGAGAAAGUCUUCAUGGAGAAUAGUCGAGAGGAUCCGUCACUGCUGUGGCAAGCAUUUGGGAGCGCGACAGGAGUCACUCGCUAUUAUCCAGCAACACCCUGGAAAGCUCCUGAUAAAAUUGACCUGUAUGAUGUCAGGAGGAGGCCCUGGUACAUCCAGGGUGCCUCAUCCCCCAAAGACAUGGUCAUCCUUGUUGACGUGAGUGGCAGUGUCAGCGGACUCACCCUGAAACUGAUCAAAGCGUCAGUGAUGGAAAUGCUGGACACUUUAUCCGAUGAUGACUACGUCAAUGUGGCCAGGUUUAAUGAGAAGGCUGUGGCUGUGGUCCCUUGCUUUAGCCAUCUAGUCCAGGCUAAUGUGCGCAACAAAAAGAUUUUCAAGGAUGCAGUGCAGCAGAUGCAGGCUAAAGGCACCACCGACUACAAGUCUGGAUUUCACUUUGCCUUCAAUCAGCUAUUAAAUAAAACAAAUGUCCCCCGGGCUAACUGCAAUAAAAUAAUCAUGCUGUUUACUGACGGAGGAGAGGACCGAGCUCAGGAUGUUUUCAUGCAAUACAACUGGCCCAACAAAACGGUUCGAGUAUUCACCUUUUCCGUGGGCCAGCAUAACUAUGAUGUCACUCCCUUACAAUGGAUUGCGUGCACCAAUAAAGGUUACUAUUUCGAGAUCCGUUCCAUCUGCGCUAUAAGGAUUAACACCCAGGAGUACCUUGACGUGCUGGGACGCCCCAUGGUUCUGGCAGGCAGCGAAGCCAAGCAGGUUCAGUGGACCAAUGUGUAUCAGGAUGCUCUGGGUCUUGGCAUGGUAGUAACUGGGACUUUGCCUGUUUUUAAUCUCACCAUGGACGGAAACUCACAGAAUCAGCUGAUUUUAGGUGUCAUGGGAGUCGACGUGCAUCUUGAUGAGAUAAAGCGACUCACACCGCAGUACAAUCUCGGGGCCAACGGAUACAUAUUUGCCAUCGAUCCAAACGGAUACCUGCUCCUUCAUCCUAAUCUCCAGCCAAAGCUUGUGAAUCUGCCAGAACCUGUGACGCUGGACUUCCUGGAUGCAGAGUUGGAGGACAGCAAUAAAGAAGAGAUCCGUCGACAGAUGAUUGAUGGAAGACCAGGCGAAAUGCAGAUCAAAACUCUGGUACUGUCGAUUGACGAGCGCUACAUCGAUGAGGUCUACAGGGGUUACACCUGGACUCCUAUCAAUGGAACAGACUACAGUCUCGGUCUGGUAUUACCACCUUACAAUGAGUACUACAUCAAGGCAGAUCUGAGCGAUGUGAUGUUGCAGCUCCAGUAUAUGCAGUCUUUGCUGCCCAGCUCCUUUGAAUCAUCAGGGCACGUGUUUCUAGCUCCAAGGGAAUACUGCAAGCGUCUGCAGCUUUCUGACAACAACACCCAGUUCUUGCAGAACUUUCUGUCUCUCAUGCUUGACCUGUCCCCUGAAUCUGAUGAGUGUGACCAUGGCCUGAUCCACAACCUGAUUUUUGAUUCUAGGAUCAUUGGGCAGCUUGCUUCUCGUGUAUGGAAGAACAAGGAUCUCAAUUCGUAUGGCUUCCUAGCUGUAUUUGCAUCCACAGACGGAGGAAUAACACGAGUUUUUCCCAACAUAGCUGCUGAGUUGUGGGAUGAGGACCCUGAACCCUUCAAUUCAAAUUUCUACAGACGGAGCCUCGACAACAAAGGCUACAUGUUCAGAUCUACACUCAGAUCCUCUUUGGAUGACCCCAUUGGAGCAGAAAAUGGGACCAGUGAAAUUGUGGUUAGUUCAGCUGUGGAGGUUAAUAUAGCAGGAAAACUGCUCAGACCUGCAGUGGUUGGUGGGAAGCUGGACUUGGAAGCUUGGGUGGAUAAGUUCAAAAUCCUGGCCAGCAACAUGUCAGACAGCCGGCAGGGGUCACACAAGUGUGGACCUCUGAGAAGUUGCGAGAUGGAUUGCGAGAUGGACACAAAUGAACUCGGCUGCUAUCUGAUUGAUGAUGGUGGGUUCCUGGUUAUGUCCAAUCAGGCAGAUCACUUCCAAAAGAUUGGUCUUUUCUUUGGCGAUGUGGACGCUCCCCUGAUGUAUGCCCUCUACAACAAUUCGAUCUUCACUCGACGGCAGUCUUUCCAGUACCAGUCUGCAUGUGAGCCGGUCAGCAGCAGCCACACUGGCGCAGCACCGAGAGGUGUUUUUGUGCCGUCCAUUGCUGAUGUCUUGAGCUUGGCGUGGUGGACGUCAACAAUGGCAUGGUCUGUGUUUCAGCAGCUUCUUUAUGGACUGGCCUAUAACAGCUGGCUCUAUCAAGCUGAUGUCCUCAUCGAAGGCUUUGAGACUAAAGAAAGCAGCUGUGUGACCAUCCAAAGCCAGUUCUACUUCACAAACACCACAAACUCCUACAAUAUGCUGCAGGACUGUGGAAACUGCUCCAGACUGUUCCAUGCAAAGAGGAUCGAAAACACAAACCUGCUUUUUGUGGUCGCUGAGAAACUGCUCUGCCAGUCGUGUGAGAUUGAGACGCUGACCCAGGUCAGAACAGAGUUUCAGGAGGAAAAUCCGUGUGAAGUAUUGAACAAUACACGAUAUCGUAAAGGCCCGACUUCCUGCUUUGACUACAGUGCCUUAGAAAACACGUCAGAGUGUGGACAAGGUCAUUCCCUGCAGUCCUCCAUAGGAGUCCUCCUCUUCAUUCAGCUCACUCUGCCUCUCUUUCAUCUCUCACACAUGCAAACGCUCUGACAUUUUUGAUCUCUGUAGGUUAAGGCUCGGAUCUACUGAAGAGCAGAUCAAACAGCAACUGUAAAAUUCUUCUUUUUUGAACUACAAACAGCUCACAGAGCACAGUGCUUGGAAAGAAACCCCUGGAUCAGCUCAUAGUGUCUUUUGCCUUAUUGCUAAUGCAUUUCUUGGUGUUUCGGGGCUUGAGUGCAAAACAUAUGAUUAUAAUGUGUUGCGUGUGCAUGCUAUUUAAACUGAGACUGCGUCUUUACAUUUUUAUUUAUUUAUUUAUUUAUUGCAUAAAGGCUUAGCCACAGCAAAAAGUCAGGGAGACGACCAAAGCCACCCAGCAGUAGAAGAUUGUUGAUCGCGUUUGUUUGACUGUGUUUCACUGUCUAGAAUCUAAUGUGGCAGCAGAAUAGUGAGUCAUAUUAUUACAUUACUUCCUGAACUUCCUAGAUGUGGUUAAACACAGUUAUUUCAUGAUUUAGCUUUUUCACAUAGGGCCACGUUGGUUCCGAUAGCUUUUUUCCCUUAAUAAAUGAAAUUAUAAUUUAUAAAGUGCAUCUAUAUUUACUUGGGUUGUCUUUGAGAAAGGACUCAGGAAAGGAGGAAAAUACCUUUUCACAGCACUGUACUGUUUGUGCUAGCUCGUAGCCUUCGUCCUCCCGGCCUUUGCAAGUGUAGAGCUGUGUAUAUAUAUAUUUGUAUAUAAAACCCAUGGGAUACCUUUGAGAUGCAUGGUAUAUUUUGAAUUCUAGUAAAGUACAAGAAACCUAACACUGUAUUUACAGGUAGUGUAAAAUACGUAAUUAUUACUUUCUACCACUGAACGUACGAGGCCGUACGCACCAUCACCUUCUAUUCUGAGGAGCUCUGAUUGGCUUAACAGACGAGUAACAGUUAAAUAUGGACAUUACCAAGAGUUUUUAGAGCUUUCAGUACUUUAACGUUACUGAUCAGCUGAAUAUAUUGAAAUUUAUAUGACUUUUCAACCAUACAGUGUCACAGUGUUGUUAACGGUUCGGAUAAAGGGCAAACUAAGAUAUUUAAAUGGCAGAUAGACGGAGAUCAAUCACUGCCUUGAAAAUUUUAAUGAAAAAGCUGAAUCUGCUGCUGGGUGAUUUGGAGACUCCCACCUGUAGACUGCUCAGAUGUUAUUUGUGGCACCCAUGCUGUUGUUGGCUUGAAAUGAAUCCCUUGCACCUGUUUGUAUUUGCUCAUUCGGUCCCAGCAGAUGUCUUUGCACACACAGAUCAGGAGGCGCUGCUCUUACAACUGUUUUUUACACGACGGUAGAUCCGGGCCUUGAACCCACAUUCACUUCAGUGUCUUUUGAUCCAGUUCUGAUCUUUGCCGAGCCAGUUUUAGUACUAAAAAUUGGGUCAUGCAUGACAGGAUCCUGAAAGACUUCUCUAUCAAGUAUCCUUGCCCUCUAAUGUCAUUAAAUUUAGGCACACGUCUGACAGGAUUUAGAUAAAAAUAUCUUUUUUUUCCCCAUAAGAUAUUUUUUUCCAAAACUAAAUGAGAACAGAGAUGUGAAAAGCCAGCGUGACACAUCAACAAAGAAGCAUCUGUGUGGUUUGCUUGUUUGACAGAAUCGUUAAAGCUGAGGUUUGCUUUUUUCUCCGAACGCCUCCACAGAUGCUCGGUAUGAUCUUGAAGUGCUUCCAGUCAAGUAAGAUAUCGUCAGAUGAUGUGAAAUUAAACAACACAAACUAAAUUGUCAAACAGUAACUGACUUUGUGAGCUAUUAGUGCAUCCUUUGUGGACUACAAUAUUGAAGCGCUGUGAUCAUCGGAUACUUGCAGUGUAACGUGCAGUGUUAACAGCGUAGUCUAUUAGCACAAGCCUCGCAGUCAGCAUAUUGCCAACAUGUUUUUAAACAUAUACAUCAAUUAUUUGAUUGAUGGGAAGUUCUUUGUCCUUUUUCUUGUAUUGCCAAUGUUUGUCAAGUCUGAAUUUAUGCACUUAUGUAUGCUUCUGUAUGGGGAAUGUAGCUUCUAAAAAGCUUUCAGUGUUACGAAUAUGUUCUUCUGCGCUUUCUGACCUUCUGUCGAGAUUCCCCUGACGUGUCGCUGAUCACUGAAUGACUUACUGCGGCAGAACAUUUCGGUGUUAUCAUGCACUAAGAUUUGAUUCAAGAGUCAGAUUUUUGACAACGGUAGCAAGAAAUGUAGCUCUGUUUUGUAAUUUUGACAGGUAAGCAGAGUUUUCUGUGUUUAUUACACUAAAGAUCCCCCUUCCAACACUUAACAUGUACAAAAUGCUGUGUUUGGAAUCAUUUCUUGCAUUUGAUUAGAUAAAAGAAAGAGAAAUUUCCUACUUCAGAUUAAAUCUAAAAUCUAUCAACAUAUUUGUUGUUCUCAAGUCGACUCUCAGUGUGUGCGCACAGGAGAUUUCAAGUGUGUAUUGCUGCAUAGUUGGCUUUCAAAUUAGUUUUGAUGUCAAAAUCUGUACUGUUGUUACACUCAGAUCAAAGGUAACCUCAUAGAAAAGCCCCCCCCCUUCCCUUCAGCAGAUGAAUGUGGAAGCAACUUUCAGCUGUCAAACACUGCACAGUCACACUCUGCUUAGUGAAGCGCUAACAUCCCCCGGGUAGCACCAGUAGAAAGAACAUAUUUUGAUUUCUUUUGAAGAAAGUGAAAGACAGGAGCCCAAAACUGGUGUUACGUGUGAUUCAUGAGCGCUCGCUGCAUGCAUGAUUAAAUGAAGAAAUCAGUUUUUCCGCAGUGAUUCAUUCUUGUACGUCUUUUUCUGUAAUCAUUUGAUCUGGUUGCAGAGUUAACGGGGGUAUUUUUUUUUUUUUUUUUAAAUGUGUUUUCUUUUUUUUUUACAUAAUAUUUGUAAAAAUGCAUUUUCUCUCUUCGUCUGCCUGGUGUUCCACCCCGCAG
This is a messenger RNA of Oreochromis aureus, 6405 nucleotides long. Its product is annotated as voltage-dependent calcium channel subunit alpha-2/delta-2-like. The record is from RefSeq and is a predicted model, not a curated record. Lineage: Eukaryota; Metazoa; Chordata; Actinopteri; Cichliformes; Cichlidae. Gene Ontology annotation, cellular component: voltage-gated calcium channel complex. Bases 227 to 3532 code for a protein of 1101 amino acids. Gene Ontology annotation, molecular function: voltage-gated calcium channel activity. The transcript is spliced from 38 exons.